CAAAUGUCGUCUCAACUAGCAUACAUUACGUCACCGGAAGUUAAUAUAACCAAGGACAGCUGUCUUACCAUUGAUAUCGGAGACAGCAGACAAUUAGAAUUUAGAAUAUCAUCUUAUGAUGGUGAAAUGUAUACAAUUCUAUAUCAAAACACUUCAUAUUAUGGUGACUUUGUUAUACCAGUGGAUAUUGCACCCGGGUAUUACAAAGGUGUUACAAUUGAAACACAAUCGAACAGAGCAUUUUAUUGGCAUUAUGCCAUAAUCAAAAGCAUCGACCUCUAUGAUUUGACUUGCCAAGAACUGAGAACAACAUUUUCAACGACACCAUCAUGGCAGGAAACAACAUACCCUCCCAGGAACACUACUUACCCUCCCAGGAAUACAACAUACCCUCCCAGGAAUACAACAUACCCUCCCAGGAAUACUACAUACCCUCCUAGGAAUAUAACAUACCCUCCCAGGAAUACUACAUAUCCUCCCAGGAAUACAACAUACCCUCCCAGGAAUAUAACAUACCCUCCCAGGAAUACAACAUACCCUCCCAGGAACACUACUUACCCUCCCAGGAAUACAACAUACCCUCCCAGGAAUACAACAUACCCUCCCAGGAAUACUACAUACCCUCCCAGGAAUAUAACAUACCCUCCCAGGAAUACUACAUACCCUCCCAGGAAUAUAACAUACCCUCCCAGGAAUAUAACAUACCCUCCCAGGAAUACUACAUACCCUCCCAGGAAUAUAACAUACCCUCUCAGGAAUACUACAUAUCCUCCCAGGAAUACUACAUACCCUCCCAGGAAUACUACUUACUCGGCACCAUUUUCGACCCCUAGUGCCGAUUCUAGAACGACUGGUACAACACAAGAACGCACUACCUUACCAGCAUGGGCUACAACACCAACAUUAGUAUGGACACGUACUACCAAACGACGGGGGUAUACAAAUAAGACGACAAAAAAAGUCUCAACCGUACCAUGGUGGAACAGAACAACAGGUGCCUGGACACCAUGGGGGUUUUCGUCCAACGCAUCAACAACUACGCAGAUUUCUCUACCAGACGAUUUUCCACAGCUUUAUAUCAAUAAGCCGGAUCCGGUAUCGUUCGGAGUCUCCUUAAUCUUAUCGUGUAUUAUUGAUCAUGACCCAAAAUACAAGCUGAUCCUGAGCUGGUUCAGUGGCGACACAGAAAUUUCUAGACAAAACGACAUAAUGGUUGGUGAGGAAGACCAAACAAAGUUCAAAAUAGUAAUGAAUAACGACAACGUUGGUGUAACAUAUUAUAACUUAACGGUAAACGACGUCACUGACGUUGAUGUUCGGAAAUAUUUUACCUGUGUUGCUGACGUCAUCGGUUACUAUCCUAUUAACUUUCUUAAGGACAGUACAAGGAUUGAGAUUGAAGAUGACGGCUGCCAGACCCUUGGAAACAGUGAAAUCGAGAUGUUUUGUAAAUCAGUCGGUUAUAGACGUGUAACAGUGCCAACUGCAUCAGGAUCGCAAACAAUGGGCCGAGUCUCCGAAGUAUUUUAUUCUUUACAAAAUUUGUUAGAAAGGGCGAAGGUGUUUGGACAGCACCAUUGUUUUAAUCCUCUGAAAGAACUGGCCUGUGGUCUUCAUACCAGUCGGUGUCAGUCUGGAAAAUUGGUCAAACCUGUAUGCAGGGAACAUUGUCAGGAAAUUGCCGAUGUUUGUAUGGAGGUGCCGUUCGCUAUAGUGAGUAAUAACAACAGUGACCUUCACUAUUACUGCAAAUAUUUACCAUCGUUAACAGAUUCGCCGGACUGUACAGAAAUGUGGCUCGGAUGUGAAGUAAAUAUGACGCUCGGGACUAAUGACACGCCAGCGUCUAUACGACUGCGUUCAGAGAAUCAUCCAAACCAGGCUCCUUCUUCUUCACCUUGUAACUAUUACAUAAAGGCAUCACCGUUCUACAUACUAAAUUUAACUGUAGAAAACAUAACGCUAGGCGAAGACUGCAGUAUCAGCUAUUUAAUGAUAAAUGCAGAGAGACUUUGUUCAAGCAAUGCAAGUCACUAUACGUAUUUACCCGAUCAGUCAAAUUUGAAUAUUUCAUUGGUUUCAAGUUCUCAGGAUAACGCAGGAUUCCUGUUGUUGGUCUCGCAAGUAUUACAAGCUGACGUGUGUGAUUUAAUAGAAGUCAGGUCUUACUACGGCACUACAUAUGACGGUUAUAAGACUAAAAGUAACACUUGCACAGAAUGGAUAUUCUACACCAGGCCAGGAUACAGUGUCUGGCUUCGUUUCACAGAUAUUGAGCAAUGUUUAGAAAUCUUAGACAAAAACUCAGUCUCCGUUCAGGAAAUUUGUACGCUUUCAACAGAACUGAAUCUCGGAGGAAUGGAUGUUGUUAAAGUAAAAGCUAAAACGCCUGGAACUGGUUUCAAUGUUACCUAUUCUCGAAACGUGUCUAGAGGUUCCUUCGACUUUACCAUAGAAAGCGUCGAAUUAAGAGAAGGAGUCAGUGACAAUAUAGGAAAGAUUUUUAUCAAUCGCACAGACGGUAAAAGCGGGUUUGUAUGUGGAUAUAUGAAUAGAGGUGCGGCUGACGUUAUCUGUAGAUCAGCUGGAUUUAGGACUCCUGCGCUUGACUACAUGGUUUACAUGCCGAAUCCCAGUUACAGUUAUGAUUCUGAGACGAAGGACAUCAUUAUGUAUGGUCUAAACUGUGGUGGAAAUGAGAAAAGCAUACUAGAGUGUAGAACGCAAGAGUGGAUUGACACUUGCACAGGCUAUUAUUGUAACUGUUAUUAUGGAAGUAGUUUUAGAGGUGUUCAUUGUCCGGUGACGUCAGCGUCUUGUAACUUUACUGUUCGAAAUGAUUGUGGCUACGAGUAUGACACUACGAAAGUUUCACUUGAUUAUACUAACAAAUAUGGUCAUGGUCUUUACAUGUUGGGGUCUAAACACGAGGUCACGGAAAUUGUAUCUCCUGUCUUUGCAUACACCAAAGGGGAAAGUGUCACUUUCGAAUAUUCGCUCAGAGGAUACCCCGGAGAGAACAUGGUGUUGUCAAUAAGGCCUGCGGAUGGCGCUGACGAUUUGUUUGUGUGGCAGAAAUCAGAGUCACUGUACAUUCUUGACGGCCGCUAUAGCGCAUGUAUGAGACUUCCUAAUGAUUACAUAGAUACAGAGGUUCAGAUGGUGUUCACAAUGUCCGUGGCAGCAUCUGUAUCCGGCAGUAAUUACACCAUGGGAUUACAUAAUGUGAUGGUAAAGCAAGACAGUUGUCCAGGUAACUUUCCUGCAAAUGGAUGUUCAUUUAACGACCUUGAAGUUUGCCAAACAUUUUUAUCAGAAACUUGUAAUAAUGGCAGUUAUAGAACAUCAGUCUGGAAUGUUAAAAACAACACUUUAGAAGGAUCCUCGACUUAUGCCAUGAAAGAUACAGAUUACGCUGUAACAUUUUCAUCAUCGCCAAACGUGGGCUCGUAUUUUCGAUUUAGUUAUUUUCAAACCGGCGUUGGGGUGAAUGGGAAUGAUCUAGAACUCAGGGUCGACUUCGAAACCUCGAGUGAUGGAGUAAAGACGAUAUUUUCAGACAACCAUUACAAAUCAGAAUGGGAGAACGUAUGCAUGCGACUGCCUUCUACUGAUGAUGGACAGUUUAGUGUUAGCUUUAUUAUACGAAGAUCUCUCUCGGAGGGGAGCAUUUACCUCGAUGAUAUAGAGUUAAACAAUGAGCCAUGUCCGCAUCCUAUAUCAUGUGAUUUUGAAAAGAACUGCAGCUAUUCGUCACUACCUACCCUAUUUUAUUGGCAAUUGGCCCGCACCUAUAAUGAUCAUACUUUCAGGGGUCAGCGUUUAGGGCAUGUAAUGCAGGCCACAACCAGUUACUACCAACCAGUAUUACAUGGAAUACCUGCUGUAUUUACAACACCAGUUGCACAACUUUCUGGAGUCAUUCCAUACAAAUGUAUAUCAUUUUAUUAUAAACUUUCCUAUGGAUCUAAUGCACACUACAAACUCGAAGUCAGUGUAUUAAAACCGGAAACAAACGAAACGUCCACGACAGAGAUAGAGACGUUUUUCCAGAAUAUUUGGCAGAGAGCAAACGUUAAGGUGAAUCCAGACGUCUACCCGGCAGCACAAAUCUCAUUUUUGGUAACACCAGUUUAUGGAAGUGUGCGCCAACCUGUAGCCAUUGAUGACGUUGAACUGAUUACAACCGAUUGUAUUGAAGGCUUACAAGAUAUAGAUGAAUGUGACUUCAGUAACCCAGGACUAUGUGGGUAUGAGGCAAAUUGUACAGCCGGUUCAGGUUAUAUUUGGAGAGUAAAUUCAAGAAGUUCACAACACUCAAGUCCAAGAACCGAUGCAGACGGCAAUUUUCCAGGACAUUUCAUGUAUUUGGACAGUUCACUUGGUGCUGCAGGGCACGAAUCACAUCUGUGGUUUCUGGUAAACCUGGAAAACGUGGAAGCAGCCCAUUAUUCGUUUUCUUAUUACAUGUCUAGUAACGGAACAGGGAUGUUAAAGACAUUUUACAGAUCAGCAAGCACUAACACAUACAGUACUAUGUCUGUUGCACCAUACAAAGGUUCUGGUGUUUGGUAUCAGUCAGAUUGCUAUGACUUGCCACAAGCUUUCCACGGAGAAAUUUACCUUCAUGCUAUCAGAGACGCCUCCGUAUUCAGCGAUAUUGCAGUUGACAAUGUGAAGAUAACAAAGAAAAGCUGUCCGACGCCAUCUGUAACUUGUGACUUCACCGAUAAUAGUUGUGGAUACACACCAGAAAAUAGUAAAUGGACUGUAAAAGAUGGCUAUAUUACCACAACAAAAAAAGGUGCACUGCACUUACCACUGCAUUCAAUUAACGUCACGUGGUGGGCCUGUAUACGUUUUGACUUUGAAAGUAAAGAAAACAACGCGUUGAUAGUCGAAGCAGACUAUGGAUCAUUUACCUACAGAGUCUAUUCGAAUGGCAGACACCGUGGACAGAUUGAGUAUACUCCAAAUGUUGCUGGAAUAAAAUUUGUUGUUCCUGGCGACUAUAUGGUCAAGCUAGACAAUGUAACAGUCACACCAGGCCGAUGCGAUGCAAUGGCUUGUGGUUCAGACGAAAUGGCAUGCCAGUGGCAGUGUAUUCCAAACGCAGCAAAAUGCAACCGGGUCAUAGACUGCAAUAGUGCUUGGGACGAAAGUGAUUGUGGUUUUAGUCUUACGUGCAAGUUUGAUGACGGCGCUGAUUGUGGUUAUGCUACAGAGAAAUUGUCAGCUACAGAAUGGUCAGUGAAAGAGUCGCAUACAUUCAAUUAUGAUGGCAGAGAAGAAACGGUUACUGGUGGAAUGCUGUUUACAAGUCUGAAGGGACAGUAUGCGUGGUAUAAUUCUUCCGUUAGUUCCACAUGGAACGAAAUAUAUGGGCCUUCUUGCGUAAGGUUCCGUUACCUCGGUACCGUUCCAUCUCUCACUGUAACCAUUAGCAACAAAGAAAGUGGUGCAAAAAUGAACUUGACUGAUUCAAACGCUGACAUGACACCUUCAUCAUGGAGAUAUGGACAGAUUACAGCUGAGCAGGGUACAAUAAUGAUAACUUUUACAACGUCAUUGUCAGCAACAAACUACACUCGCGUUGCUGAUAAAGAUGCAUUUGUAGCAAUAGAAGAGAUCGAAGUGUUAGAUGGAGCUUGUAAAGACAUCGACUCACCAGAAUGUCCGCAGGCGGCACCACUGCAGUGUGAUGACGGCAGUCUAUGCUACAUUGAGGACCGCCGCUGUGACAGAAAGAUUUACUGUCCGUCUGGAUCUGAUGAAAGUACCGAAACCUGCGCUUCUGAUUUUACUCUAGCUUGUGAUUUUGAAGAAGUCUCAUUGUGUAGAUAUACCAUCAUCUCCAAUACAUACGGACAGAUGUGGAGACGGGUAGGAGGGUAUCAUUACCAGAUACCACCAUAUGAUCAUACUAAACAAAAUGAGAACGGAAGCUUUCUUCUAUUUGUUAACUGGGAUAAUGAUCAAUCACGGUAUGAGAGUACAACUGCUACAUCACCAAGUGUAACAUUUCCUGAAGACGGUUGUAUAUCAUUCUGGUACAUUCUAAAUAGUACAGCUGUGCAGCCAACAGCUUUUUCUGCGCAGAUAUUGGUCUCUCUUAACUACAUUGACACAUCAGAAACCGAGUUUGUAUUUUACGACUUUGUGGACCGACCAUUCACUGACUGGACAGAGGCUCGUGUUCCGGUGCGCGGGAACCAGACGGUGUCGGCAAACUUUACCGCAAUAAUAUCUGAAAAUUUCCUGGCUUGGCCAGGGGUAGUUGCGCUAGAUGACAUAGCUUAUAUUCCUGGGGAGUGUAGUCCUUCUCAAGUAUGUGAUUCACGAACGUUUGAAUGCAAGGAUACUGGUGUGUGUAUCCCACAGGAGUUCGUGUGCGAUGGAAAGAAAAACUGCGGUGAUAAUUCUGAUGAGCAGAAUUGUGAAAGUCGACCAAAUGGAAAAUUUAUGCUAGGCGGUGGUGAUGGAAAAUACGGACAAGUACUUUACUAUCUGGAUGGUUCCUGGCGACAUGUGUGUUUCCCUACCAGUUAUUCUGCUAUAAGGGACUUCAAUAGCACAGUCACAAAACGUAUUUGCGAACAGUUAGGAUUUAUUGGUAGAUCGGAAUCGUACGAGUAUAAGCUUCGGUAUACCACAACAGAUCCGGUCAGUCUUAACUGUGACAACACCUCCUGUACUGACACCUAUUGUAGUUCCUAUUAUUAUUAUGGACGUUCUUAUGCUGGUGUAAGAUGCUCAGAUACAGCAUGUGCCUCUGGAACCGUACUCUGUCCAGGUACUACUGACGUCUGCGUCCAAGCAGGAAGCUUGUGUGAUGGAAAUCCGCAAUGCCCGAAAAACUCUGAUGAAACUGAAUGUUGCUGCCUGGAGGGAGACAGCUAUUGUACUAGACCUUUAGACGACUAUAAAGAUGAGCAAUGUGUUAAAUGCACCGCAAAGGAUAUGUUCGAAUGCCAAGACCAUCAGUGUAUAAGUACGGAUUUGAUAUGUGACGGGACAAACGACUGCGCAGAUGGAACAGACGAAUACGGCUGUGUGCAAAUCAAUGACGACCAAGUCACUGUAUAUUACCAAUCGGAGAGACUCCCGGUUUGUCACGACAAUAUUGGUCGAAAGGAGGCAGAAUCAUUAUGCUCUGCAUCCGGAAGGGGUUUCCUUGGGAACCGUGGGAUACAACGAGGUUACACAAAAGUUGACAACGGCUUAAUGCUAACUAAGAGUAAUUCAACCGAAGGCUAUCUGCCUGGCAUAGAAUUUGACCAAGACCAAACGUCCUGUUACCCGUUGAUAUUAAAUUGCUCGUUGCCAGAAUGCGGUACUACUUCAUACAUAGACGAUAAGAUACUGCCAUUCAUUUACAUGGCCGAUGUAGCUGUUCUUGGAGAAUGGCCGUGGCAUUGCAGUCUGCGUAAAUAUAACAGGUUAACCUGUGGAUGUACCUUACUUUUUGGGCAAUGGGCUUUAACUGCUGCACAUUGCGUUAAGUCUAGAAAUCCGUAUCAGUAUACAGCAACGUUUGGAUCAGUUCGUUCUGACAGCAUUGGUGCACAUGGACAACGAUUAAACGUUAUAGAUAUUCAAAUUCAUCAUCAAUAUAACGACUAUAAUGUCAGUUUUGGGUAUGACGUCGCUCUACUUAAGCUUGCAUUUGCCCCUAAAAUUGACAACUACACAAGACCUAUUUGUCUUGGAACGGAAGACAGCUGGCAGUAUAUACUUGAACAAGGGAACAAGGCGGAAUGUUACAUCACUGGUUAUGGAGCAAACGAACUCUAUUUUGCAAACGGAGAGAACCCGGAGAAGGACUUGGGUGAGUCAAGAGUUGAUAUUGUCGAGAAGAAAACCUGUCGAGAAAGAUACAGAUUAGCAGGUCUAACAGAAGAUACUGUAUCCCAUGACGGCGUAUGUGUACAGAAUGCUAAACCUUACCAGGCUGCUUGCUAUGGCGAUAGUGGUGGACCUUUAGUUUGCAGAAAUGAAAUAGGACGAUGGGAACAGUUUGGUAUUACGAGUUAUGGAGCUUCUUAUUGUAAAAGAUUUGUCCCAGCCAUUUACUUCAAUGUGACAACACAGAGAGAAUGGAUUGAAUCUAAAACAGGUAUCAAACUUCAAGAUGUGUAUCCACCGCUAUACGACGAUUCAUCAGAGUAAGUCAUACAACAGACUACAAGAGAUGAUUUCCUAAUGAUUCAGCCAGAUUAUAUUUGUACAUAGAACUUAUUUCUACAUAUUACUUUAUUUUGCUAUUAUACUGAAUCAUGACGAUCAUUAUUUUUUUGUUCGACGGUAUAUAUUUUGUUAAAAUGUGACAUUUGUAUACGGUUUUAUAUACGCUUAUUGCGUAAUUGAAAACACUACCACUGCUUGACGAUUUAAGAUAUUUUGUUAUGAUUUUAUUUGUUUCAUGCCAUCAACAUCCAAAAUCACUGCUUCCUAGAAUAGUUGGAAAAAAACACCAGUCUCAUGCACAUGCUUCUUUUCUUUUAUACCUCUGUAGAUACCUGUUGUAUACGGCAACUUUACAGUUUUCGUUAUUUUAUAGUAUACUCUUAUAAAUUAAGCUUCUUUCCCACCUCUGGAAAAAACUGUAAUAUACGGCAACUUAAUAGGUAUAUUUGUUACAUAGUAUAUUUAUAUUCAUAUGUAGUAGUUAAAGCAUCUGGUGACAGGUCUAACAAGAAACAAAUAUCAACACUUUUAUAAGUUUGCAUGUUCUGUUGCUUUUAAUAAUGUAUCGCCACCUUGAAAAGUAGUCUAGGGAUCUUUUCUGUUGACUUUAUAUUGUUUCUCUUACCGUAAUUAACGACAAAUUGACCUUGUUUACGAUGUUAGACACAAAGUUAACGCAAAUCAUCGCUAAUAAGCGGUAUUUUAAUAUUUCCAUGAUCUGUAUGUACUGCGCAUAAAUAUAAACGUCGAUUUCCCGAGUAACUUGCAACAAAAUGGGAAAGUUUUUGGUCAGACAGCUAAAGUUUUUUGUAUAUAUCCUCAGAUUCAAAGUAGUUAGAAGGCUAUAUUGGAGUAACAGCGCUUGACCAUCCAUUGGUCCGUCCGACCGUGUGUCCAUCGUGUCCGCCCCAUAUCUUCAUAACCGAUGUUACGUUUUCAAAAAACUUCAAGCAUCAUUUUCUUAUCUCAUCCAAACAACGUUCAACUCGCGAAAACAGGUCACUAGGUUCAUAGUCAAUAUCUCACUUCGAGGUAAACUAUCUUAACUUCAUGUCUUCUCCAUAUCUUCUUGUUUCAUAUAAGGAGCAUCAGGUUUGCACGCAGAGUGGACAACUCGGUUCUCUCGAUACAAAGUCAAUGUCAGACAUGCAGAUGAGUGAUCAAAUAGCUUAAAUUCGCGUCCGUUCAUUAUCUUCUAAAUCGCUGGGAAUGUUUUCAUUAAAAUUAGCUCAAAUUAUUCAUAUUAUCAAGACGUCAUGCAGAGCGCACAACCCUGGUUUCCAGGUCCAACAUGCACAACAAAUGUCAAAUAGCAGAACUUCGUUUCUAUUCCAUAGAAUCCCGCUUUAUAGAUUUUAUAGAUUUUCAUAAAACUGGACGCCAUGUAAAGCAUAUGUCCUGGGUCACUAUGUCUUGGGUCAGGUUCAGACAUAGUGUGAGAAGAAAUAUCUUUAAGUCAUGUUCGGUACAUGUCAAGUAUUUUCAUGUCAAGUAUUGAGUGUUAACCUCAUCCAGAUAGUAUGCAGUGUACACAAACCAGGACAAAACGUUCUAGGCCAAUGUCAUAUUUAGAGGUCAGAGAUGAAAUUUGUGUCUGCUCCCAAUUAUUUUACACAAACGGAAGGCCUUUCAUAAAACUAGUUCAUCAAGCUGACUUGCUGAAUGUAGUACCCAUGUCAACAGGUCAGAGGUCAGGUCACCCUUGAAGGUAAAAGAUCAUGAUAACAAGAUUUUAUUUUACCUGUAGCGUCGUUUCUAGCUUUUUAUUACUUUCUACAUUACCUGAAAUAACUCCUAAAAUGUGUGCAUGCCUGAAUUAUAAGAAGACUUUGUUUUACUAUUAACAGUUAUGGUAAAAAUAAAGCAUAUGAAGGAAGUCGUGCAAGAAUGAAAAGUAGCAAACUAAUUAAUGCAAACCGAAUGCCAUCAGGUUCUCUUGUUGUUGCAUAAUGAAACUGUUCUAUUAUAUUCUGCUCUAUUCUAUGUUGUUAUAUGUGAAAACCUUCUUUGUUUCAGUUUAAUCAGUGUAUAUUCUUAACCAAUAAACAGCUAUACAAUUC
Messenger RNA from Mercenaria mercenaria, 10247 nucleotides. RefSeq lists its product as uncharacterized. NCBI's taxonomy places the organism in Eukaryota, Metazoa, Mollusca, Bivalvia, Venerida, Veneridae. Gene Ontology annotation, cellular component: membrane. Gene Ontology annotation, molecular function: serine-type endopeptidase activity; protein binding. The record is from RefSeq and is a predicted model, not a curated record. Gene Ontology annotation, biological process: proteolysis. The transcript has 49 exons. The coding region runs from base 4 to 8169 and encodes 2721 amino acids.